GGUAGGUAUAUUAUCAAUGCAAUAGGGGUAACUAAGUGAUGACAGGAAAAUGCCAUUACCUAUUGAUAACAGGUAUUUCUGCUACCCAGCACAAUUUACAAUCAUCUACCCCUAUAUCUCUGAAGCUACUGUGUAUAAGCCUAGGUUAGGACUAUGAUCAUAUCAUACCCUUAGAAGUAUAGGUACUCUUAACAAGCCUAAGUACUAAUUAAUCUAUAGAUAGCAGCCCCCCCCCCCCCCACGAGAUAUUUCCCAUCCCCAUUAUUUCCGGCACCCGGAAAAGUGAAUGUUGGAGACCGUUACCACGAGGAACAAGAAAGAACCUGACAUCCUCUCCGCUUUCCUACUACCUACCGUAUCUAUCUAUGGGGUGGCUACUACGCUCCCCUCUCCUUACGCGAUGCUAACGUGGUGAUUGUCCGGAUCAAGGCCGUGCUUUAUAAAUCACGUCGAGCGCCCGACUUGCUGGAAAGUUCUAUCUAACGAUGGCCACACUUACGCUAGCUACAUGGUCUACGAACUUAACUUAUCUGAGCUUGACGCCUCCUGUCGUGGAUGCUGCGGUGAAGAGUAUCUACAACUGGGCCGGGUGCGCCAUAGGAGGGUUUGCGCAGGCGGCGCCGCAGAUCGCGCUAAACGUAUCGCUAGCCAACGGCUUCAAUGGGCCAUCGACAGCUAGUAUACUUGGUCUAAAUGGCUCCCUAGACAAAAACGGGUAUGGGUACGCCGACGCGCAACUGGCGGCUCUCAUCAAUGGCAUUGCCUCACAUGUCGACGAUUAUGAUGACACCCACUUGGCCAGCAUCAUCCAUCCAACGGGCGUCGUAGCAAGUGCACUCCUCGCUGUUUCAGAAUCGCAGUCCCUACUGCGGCGGGAAGAUCCGGUGUCUGGCCCUGAUUUCCUGACUGCAUUCGUGGCAGGCAUCGAGGCUGAGUUGAAAUUGGGUCUGUCGGUGUACCCGGAGCAUUACGAUGUGGGGUGGCACAUCACCAGCACUACGGGCGCGAUCGGAGCCGCAGUCGGUGUGAGUAAGCUGCUCGGACUAGACACGGAGCAUACACAGCAUGCGAUCGGCAUCGCGUCGACGCAUGUCAUCGGGAUGCAGGUGUUUUUCGGAUCGAUGACAAAGUCAUUUCACAUCGGGCGCGCCUCUCAGUCGGGCAUGCUGGCGGCGCUACUCGCGCGCGACGGAUACACGAGCUCUCUGUCCGCUCUUGAGGAUAAGUAUGGGUGGCUUCACGUAGUCAGUACACGGGAAAACGGGACGGCGAACUUGGCGGAGCUGGGGCAGACGUGGGAGAUUGAGAGUAACACGUUCAAGCCGUUCCCCUGCGGCAUCGUCAUGCAUCCUAUCAUCGACGGGUGUAUCCAACUGCGCGGGCAGGCGAUCGCCGGGGGCAAGCCGAUCUCGGUUGAGUCUGUUCAGAGCAUCGGUUUGCGCGUCAAUCCGGAGGUGUUAGUCCUAACUGGUCAGACGGACCCGCAGACGGGGCUCGAGGGUAAGUUCAGCAUUUACCACGCUACGGCUGUGGGACUCUUAUACGGAGAGGCGACGCCGGCACAAUUCACGGACGAGGUGGUGUUGAAUGCGACAGUCAUCGCUAUGAGAAAGCUAGUCAACGUUACGACGGAUGACAGUGUGGGCGAAGAUCAGGCCUAUGUCUCGAUUACGUUCGGCGAUGGUAGUACACUGGAGAAAUACGUCGAGCAUGCGAUUGGUAGUCUGGAUAACCCCUUGACUGUAGAUGACUUGAAGAACAAGUUUCUGGAGCAGGUCUCGAGGCAAAUCGGAGGUUCGAGAGCCCAAAAGGCGUAUGAUGCUUUUACCAACAUUGGAAAAAUGACAGACGUAGGGAAAAUCAAGACCCUCUUCUGAUGAUAUAUUGUCUGUCUGUUGUUGUUCUUGUUGUUCUUGUUAUUUUUUGUUGUUUUGGGCAUGAGAAGUGGAUUUUUUAUGAUCAUUCGACUUGUCUUUCAUUGAGCAUUGUUACACUCUUAAGGGAGCAGAUCAUUUAAUAGUAUAUAAAAUGAUAAAUGCCGGUGUUAUGCAAGACUUGAACAAUAUAUAAUAAUAAUGAAUGAUAGCUUCAAUGUUGGGAUGAGAUGUCUCGGAGUAAGAUCCGUUCCAAGGUUUGCAUGAACAGAUUAGUACAUAUGUACCUAAACUUACAUACCCUGGUAAGUACUAGGUAUGCAUGCACGUGCGAUAAGCGAAAUGGGGGCACAGAUGGGGGACAGGGAG
Messenger RNA from Hypoxylon fragiforme, 2243 nucleotides. Its product is annotated as 2-methylcitrate dehydratase PrpD. Lineage: Eukaryota; Fungi; Ascomycota; Sordariomycetes; Xylariales; Hypoxylaceae. The transcript has 2 exons. Gene Ontology annotation, molecular function: lyase activity. The record is from RefSeq and is a predicted model, not a curated record. The coding region runs from base 486 to 1877 and encodes 463 amino acids.